This is a messenger RNA of Carya illinoinensis, 714 nucleotides long. RefSeq lists its product as uncharacterized. NCBI's taxonomy places the organism in Eukaryota, Viridiplantae, Streptophyta, Magnoliopsida, Fagales, Juglandaceae. The coding region runs from base 1 to 714 and encodes 237 amino acids. The transcript has a single exon. The record is from RefSeq and is a predicted model, not a curated record.
AUGUCUAUGGAAGAUGAGAUCACGAAGAGAUGGAGCUCCCUGAAACUUACAGAUACAGAACAACAGGAGCUGCUCUUACCGGAGGAAGACAUAUUGUCUUCCAAGCUGAGAGGCAACUCAUGCCUCCUAGCUUCUAUACUAAACGACAGAACGUCAAACCGAGAAGUUUUCAAAAACACCAUGGCCAAGGUAUGGAACACCUCCGGAUGGAUAACCUUCAAAGAGUUUGGCCCCAACAAAUUCCUACUGGAGUUCCAACUUCUGUCCGACAAAAAGAAAGUCCUGCAUGGCAGGCCCUGGUCCUUCGACCGCCAUCUGGUAUGCCUCAAGGAGUUUGAGAGUGACCUGUCUCCCUCUGAAGUCGAGUUCAAGUCAGAACCCUUUUGGGUACAAGCUCACAAUCUCCCCUUCGCAGGCAUGAACAGACAACUAGGAGAAAGGAUAGGGGAAGCGAUUGGUAAGGUCCAUACGGUGGAAGUAGAUGAUCAGGGCCAUGGGUGGGGAAGCUACCUAAGAAUUAAAGUAGACGUGGAUGUAAACAAGCCUCUGGUGCGUGGCAGGAUGGUAAACUUGGGAGGCAAACAAUCCUGGUCACAUUUCAAGUACGAGAGGUUGCCCAACUUCUGCUUCAAAUGCGGCCUACUCAAACAUGUUAAUGGAAAAUGUCCCAAUUUCGAUCCAUCAAUCCAAUCCCAAGAUCAGUACGGGCAAUAG